AGAGAGGAGAGAGAGUCAUCUCCAGAGAAAGGCAGGCGCACCUCUCAAUUCUCUCAACAAGAUAGAUCUUGUUGGGGCGGACAUGAAUCACAAUUUGACUGAGCUUGCUGAGGGGGUGUUGUGAAACGACAGAGAACAGCUUCCUCCCACAUCUGGAUAAAACACCUUCCGAGAUACGAAACAAGGAAAGUUUGGAGUCCUCAGCCAACCGUCACCAAGGAGGACGAAAGCACAAGAGAGCUGAGAGAGAGCAUGGCUUCCUUGUCAUCGAACCACAGUCUUCCCUCAUCCCACAACAACACGAUGGCGGAGCUGAGCCCGGUGAGCAACGACAUCUCGACGGCCGUGGGCGCUCUGAUCCUGGGCAUCGUUUUCCUGCUCGGCGUUCCCGGGAACCUCUUUGUGGCCUGGAGCAUCAUGGCGCGCACCCGCCAUCGCUCCGUCACCACCCUGCUCAUCUUCAACCUGGCGUGCGCCGACGGCUUCCUCAUGGCGCUCACCGUCUUCUUCGUCAUCUACCUGGCCAAGCAGACGUGGGUCUUCGGCCAGGUCAUGUGCAAGAUACUCUUCUACCUGUGCAACGUCAACAUGUACGCCUCCAUCUUCCUCAUCACGCUGAUGAGCCUGCACCGGCUGGUGGCGGUGGUCUGGCCGCUCAAGUUGUCGUCGGUGGCCUGCAGGAAGAUCGUGACCAGGCUGAUCGCGGGCAUGUGGGCGUCGGUGAUACUGAUCGCCCUCCCUUCCCUGAUUUUCCGCGAAGUGAUCAAGAAGCACGACGACGUCCGGGACACCAUCCGGGUGUGCACGCCGAAACACGCCCUGCCGCGAGAAGUGAUGUUCCAGUAUUCCUUUGAGACAGUGGUCGGUUUCAUAAUUCCUUAUGCCGUCAUUAUGACCAGCUACAUAAAGAUUGUGAGACGCCUGAAGCAGACCAAGUUUCGUCGCACGGUGCGCAGCGAGAAGCUGAUCAUGGGGAUUGUGGUGACCUUCGGCUUGUUGUGGCUGCCCUAUCAUGUCAUCAACAUGGUACAGGUUUCAGCUGAGUGGUUUGAUGAAAAGUCGAAGGCGCGAGCAAAAUUGCUCCUGAUAUCGAAGACGAGUCGUGCCGUGACCUCUGCCCUGGCCUUCAUCAGUAGUUGUGCCAACCCAGUCCUUUACACGUUCGCUGGGAAGGCCUACAUCAAGAAAAACGGUUUCUCCUUCAUGGCUCGACUGUUUGAGGGCACAUCGAUGGAUCAGACCCCGAACAAAAUCGCUAGCAGCACAAACAAGUCAACUGAACUAUAAAUGACAAAGAUAUGGCUAGUAUAAGCCUGGUUUGAUCUUACAUAUAAAAACGUAUAACUGUAAAUAAAAGAAUUGUCAAGCUGUAAAUAUGUCAAUGUAAGAGUAGACAAGUUUACCAGAGGGCAUUGUACAUUUGUACUGUAAAUAUAGUUAAGGACAUACAUAUUAAAGUUAUGGCUGGAGAUAUCCAGCGAUUGAGUAAAUAAUGAGUAGCAUUGAAUGCCCCAUCUAGAGAACCUCCUUUGGUGCAGUUUGAUUUUUUUUGCCGGUUUCUUUUGGCAUUGUCCUCCACAUGACAUGUAAAGGACCUCAUAGGUAACCCAGCAUUACAGGUUAUCGCAGCUCUACAUUGCAUGCUGAAUUUCACAGUCCAAGGUCAUCAACCGUAUGAUUUUAAUCAAAACCCUUUCCAAAGUAUGCCAUUACACCUCUUGAAGCAUGAAA
Messenger RNA from Gadus morhua (Atlantic cod), 1731 nucleotides. RefSeq names its product leukotriene B4 receptor 2b (gene ltb4r2b). NCBI's taxonomy places the organism in Eukaryota, Metazoa, Chordata, Actinopteri, Gadiformes, Gadidae. The record is from RefSeq and is a predicted model, not a curated record. Gene Ontology annotation, biological process: phospholipase C-activating G protein-coupled receptor signaling pathway; inflammatory response; complement receptor mediated signaling pathway. Gene Ontology annotation, molecular function: complement receptor activity; leukotriene receptor activity. The transcript is spliced from 5 exons. Gene Ontology annotation, cellular component: plasma membrane. Bases 253 to 1287 code for a protein of 344 amino acids.